This is a messenger RNA of Austrofundulus limnaeus, 2892 nucleotides long. Its product is annotated as claudin-4. The coding region runs from base 1548 to 2216 and encodes 222 amino acids. Gene Ontology annotation, cellular component: membrane; bicellular tight junction. Gene Ontology annotation, molecular function: structural molecule activity. The record is from RefSeq and is a predicted model, not a curated record. The transcript has a single exon. NCBI's taxonomy places the organism in Eukaryota, Metazoa, Chordata, Actinopteri, Cyprinodontiformes, Rivulidae.
UCUGUCUGUUCUGUUCGUCUGAUCCCUUUCAAAAAACKAAUUUUCAUUUCUUUAUUUAAAAAGACAAAACACAUGAAUUAAUUUUGUAUGAAUAUAAAUGCGUCGGAAUUAGCACAACAGCUAAAUUUCAUCUGUUGUCCUGAGCAGAUAAAAAAACUAAAAUAGUUCCUGGAGAAACUAAUUCUAAGUUUAAGCUAACAGCUAAUGCUAAUUUAAAGAAAGGCUCUAAUUCAGCUAUUUUAAGACUUACAGAGCUUAAAACUGGUAUAGUAGUAGCCACGAACAAGCUUUGACAAAUUCCGAAUGCUAAAUAAAAAUUCAAGAUGGCCGCCAGAGCUAAUUUGAAACUGAAUUUUUUUUCUGUUUUUAGCAGUGUUAAGAUGUAAGAAUGAAUCUUGAAUCCAGUGGGAUACUGGUUCCAUCGCUGCGGAUAAAACAUUAGCUGCUUCCUGUGCUGUUUUAGCAUGUGUAUACAGUACAGUAUCGUCUGCAUAUAAGUGAAAUUUGUGAAAAAUACUUUUUAUAAAUAGUAAAAAGCAUAGGUCCUAACAUAGAGCCUUGUGGGACCCCAACGGAGCAGGUAAUCUCUUCUCUGUAGAGGCUGUACGCUGUUAGAAAGAUAUGUUUGCAUCCAACAUUUCUGUUCGAAAUAUUAAAACGAGAUAUUUGACAACAGCUUGUUUUAGGUAUAGCUCCAUCAAUCCAUGUUCCUUUUCUGAAAAAAAUCAGAAAAACACGUUACGAAGACUUUCAGCUGCUGCCACACAAAAUGUUAGCUCGAUAUCUGUAAAAAGUUCAGUUUUCGACAUUUUUAUGUGUUUGCUAGCUGUGGCAGCCAUUUUUAUUCAGGUUUACUUCAAAAGUUAACAGUCGUACUUUGUUAUUCAAGAGAUAUUUUGCUAACAGAGACGGGGUUGACUCCAGUAGAGCUCACUGACUUUCAGCUAAAGUUUAGCUCCGUAUCUGUAAAUGUGAAUAAUUUAGAGCUGUUUUUGUGUGAAUGUGGAUUAGUCGUGGCGGCCAUCUUUAAUUCGAUUGACUCUAAAAGUAGUUCAUGUGUGUCCUGACGGUCCAGAAUCCACUGGUUGAGGAGAUAUUUUGCUAACAGAACCGAAGCGGACUGAGUGUAAUUUGAUCCCCAGAUGAAUCAUCGGCGCCCGUGAAGCAGAGAAUACCAGAACCCGUCAGAACUUGUGGCUGAAAACUCACAGUUUGGAGUUUUUCUUUUGUCUCGCCCGACUUUGAAGCGUGUUUUCAGUCAGAACCGAGGCCCGGAAGCCGAGCGGGUCAGAACACACAGGGAGCUUUGUUCUCCACACGGGAGCAGAACCGGAGAGAGGAGGAUUUGUUGUGAAAGCCCGGCAGAGCAAACAGGAUCUCCCUCCUGCUCUCCGCCCAGCUGCAGCCGAGCCGGGCCGUUUUGUUUUUUAAAGGAAUACCACAGAACCGGUUCCCCCUGUGAACACGACCCGGUCCGCUGCUCGCAGCUGCUUCUGGUUUGGGUGGCGAGGAAGAGGAGGAGGAGGGGAACCGGGCCGGUCCGAGUCAUGAACAGGCAGCUGGAGUUCGCCGCCUUGGGUCUGGCCCUGGCAGGGUGGCUGGCUGCGGUUCUGACCCGCUGCGUGGCCCUGUGGAAGGUCAGCGGCACCGUGGACAACGUCACGGCCACCCUGCCGGCCUACUGGGACGGGGUGUGGCUGGACUGGGACCACUGGGAUCUGGCCCACGACGGCAGCCUGCACUGCUCCUUCUACCGGUCCCUCAUGUCUCUGUCCGGGAGCUUCCGCACGUGGAGGGCCCUGAUCGAGGCCACCAUCGGCGCCGGGGGCUUUGCGACUCUGGUGGGCGGAGCCGGGCUGGUCUGGUUCCCGGGUCGGGGCCAGGUCAAAGUCUUUUCUGGGGCUGUCUUCAUCGUGGCAGGAGUCCUGAUCCUGGUUCCCACGGCCUGGACCUGCCAUCACACCAGUCAGCCUCUGGAGGGCGUGGUCCCCCUCAGGAGGGACUGGGGUCCGGCCCUGUACCUGGGCUGGAUCUCUUUCUCCCUCAUGCUGCUCGGAGGGGGGUUCCUCACCACCAGGUGGUCCUCGGACGGGGGGCGGGCCGAGCAGCCUGGAGCCGGCAGGACCCAGGACCAAGAGGCCAGUCACCCGCUGAGCACGAUCCACAGAACCGCCUUCACUCACAGCCAGUACGGACGCAGAUCAGAACCCAUCUGAGGACCCGGGAGGUCCGGGUCCCUGGGGGACAGGAGGCCGGAUCAACAGGUCUACAGGGGGACAGGGUUGACUGGACCUGGUUCUGCUGGGUUUAUUUUUUAACAAACUGGUUAUUGUUUACAUGAUGGGUCCGGUUGGUGUGAUGGUUCUGGUUCUGGUUCUGGUUCUGACGGGUUCAGGUUCUGUUUCAAACCUGAUUAUUUAUUUGUGUUAAAAAACUGUGGAAAAACUUUGAUUUGUUUACAUCUGAAACUUUUAGCUCACGUUUAGUUCAAUUUUAGCUUUUUCUUUAUUUCAGCUGUUUUCAGUCGAGCUGAAAACAGCUGAAAUUUGUUACAGAAGCUGAAAUAAAACAAUCACAAGUUAAAACGAGCAAAAUGGGAAACAAAAGAAAGCACCAGCAAAGCACUAAAUAAAUGCUAAAACUAGCCAAACAGUAGCUAAAAGCUAAAAUAAUAGCUAAAGACCAAAAUUAGCAACAAAAUAGCUAAAACUAGUAGUUAAAAGCCUAAAUGAGCAUAACAGCUAAAGCUAACAAAACAUUUGCUAAAAGCCAAAGGAAGCAACACCAAUAGCUAAAGCCAAUAGCUAAAGCUAGGAAAACAUUAGCUAAAAGCCAAAGUUAACACAACAUUAGCUAAAAGCCAAAGCUAUAAUAGCCAAAAGGUAAAAUGUG